This is a messenger RNA of Coffea eugenioides, 1010 nucleotides long. RefSeq names its product calvin cycle protein CP12-3, chloroplastic. The record is from RefSeq and is a predicted model, not a curated record. Gene Ontology annotation, biological process: negative regulation of reductive pentose-phosphate cycle. Gene Ontology annotation, cellular component: chloroplast. Bases 336 to 839 code for a protein of 167 amino acids. NCBI's taxonomy places the organism in Eukaryota, Viridiplantae, Streptophyta, Magnoliopsida, Gentianales, Rubiaceae. The transcript has a single exon.
CAACCAAACAGCUUUAACGAGUUAAAUCAUACCCUACCCAACUGAACAACAUGGAUGCACCACACCGUCACCGUCUUCUUCUCUCUAAAGUCUAAACUAAAAUUGCCACUAAUCUAAAGUCCAAACUAAACAGUAGUCUUCUUCUCAAAACUUCUCCUUCCUGUCCCGUGAAUGAAAAACAGAAAGAGAUCAAUCAGACACACCCCCCGAUCGGAUCGGAUCGUUCUUUAAAUAGAUAGAUUCAUUGAACAAACUGGUCAACUACUUUUUUUUUGUUUGUUUUUUCUUUCUAUUUCGAAAAGUACACUGCUAGUAUUAAAACUACAGGUAACAAAAUGAGUAUAGAUACAUUGGUCAUGGCGAAUUUGACAACCCUGAAAAACCACCCAGUACUUGCAGCAGCAGGUGCCCCUCCUUUCAGUUUCAGUUUCAGAUUCAGUUGGUGUGCAUCAGGAGCAGUCACAGCUGGUCGGGAAAACAGGAAACAGAUGAGGGGAUCUUCUCCUUCCGGGAUGGUUACUGAGGUUGGGCCCAAGGCGAGGAGGAUGAGGAGAUCGGGGGCAAGAGCGACGAUAAUGAUGAUGGGGAAGUACAAAGGCACCCAGAUGAGGGAGAAGCAGCUGACGGAGAUGAUAGAGAAGAAGGUGAGGGAAGCGAAGGAGGUGUGCGGGGAGGACGGGAAGAGCGACGAGUGCAAGGUGGCAUGGGACGAAGUUGAAGAAGUGAGUCAGGCCAAGGCAGAUCUGCGUCUCAAGCUGGAGAUCAUGCACCAGGAUCCACUUGAAUCCUUCUGCCAGGACAAUCCCGAAACUGACGAAUGCCGUAUGUAUGAAGAUUGAGAGAGAGAAAGGCGUGUAUGGAUUGAAGAUUACAGCUACUGAUUUUAUUAUUAUUUUUUUUUUUCCGUUUGGUCUUUCGUUAAAUUUCCUACUACCAUUACAAAUGGUUCAGCUACCCUAUUAUGUACUGUACUGGUAGAGUAUAAUUAAUAAAAUGAAUGGUUCAGCCAA